AUGGAGUGGGGUACAUCUGCAGUUUGCAUACUACUGCUGGCUCUUAUCUGUGACAUACAGGUUAAUGCAAAGAGAGUCCAAGCGCUUAACCAUGUAAACAACAUCUGUAGCAUGUGGGGCAACUUUCACUUCAAGACGUUUGAUGGCGACUCUUACCAGUUUCAAGGCAUGUGCGAUUAUAACCUGGUGUCGGACUGCCAAAGCCUCAUUCGCCAGUUCUCGGUUCACGUGAAGAGAGGAGAACACACCACUGACUCAAAGAUCAGCAGAGUAGCGGUGUCCAUCAAUGACAUUUCUGUCGAAAUGACCCCAAACCAGGUCAUGGUCAACGAACAAAUUGUGACACUACCCAUCCAUGUCGCUGGGAUUCUUGUGGAAGAGAAUACAAUUUACAUCAAACUCUAUUCAAAACUGGGCAUCAGCGUCAAGUGGAACAGAGAGGAUGCAGUCACGGUGGAGCUGGAUGACAAAUAUUCAAAUCGUACUUGUGGACUGUGUGGCGAUUUCAAUGGUAUUCCCGUUUAUAAUGAGUUUAUUGAAUCAGGACGAAAGAUUGGCCAUGUUGAAUUUGGGAAUAUGCACAGAGUUCCAAAUCCAAUGCAUGUUUGUGAAGACCCUUUUGAAAACGACGAUGAGCAAAAUGUUUUGGACCAAUGUGAAAAAUAUCGGACAAAUUGUGCAGACUUUUUGGAGGUUGAAGACUGGUCUUCCUGUACCAAGGUUUUGAGUCCUGAGCCGUAUGUAAAGGCCUGUGUGAAUGAUAUGUGUUUGGGUCAAGAUGGAGACAUUUCAUCACUCUGUGCGACUUUAUCUGAAUACUCACGCCAGUGCUCUCAUGCGGGGAGGACUCCACCCAAUUGGAGAACAGAGCAAUUCUGUGCUGUGAAAUGCCCCUUCAAUAUGGUGCAUUCUGAAAGUGGCUCCCCAUGUAUGGACACAUGCUCACACAAAGACACAAACACACUGUGUGCGGAACACAACACCGACGGCUGCUUUUGCCCACAAGGAACUGUGUUUGAUGACAUCUCAAACAUGGGCUGCAUCCCAGUGGAACAGUGCCAGUGCAAACAUGACCAAAACUAUAAACCCGGAGAAGUCCUCCUUAAGGACGACGAGGAAUGCACAUGUCAGGAGGGGAACUGGAUUUGUAUGAGUCUGCCUAGUCCUGGCCUGUGUGCCCUAGAGGAAGGAUCUCAUUUCACCACCUACGACGGGAAAGAAUUCACUUUCCACGGAGACUGCCACUAUGUUCUCUCCAAAGACUGCAAAGACUCAAAGUUCAUCAUAUUGGGCCAGAUUGUUCCUUGUUUAACCCAUGAAACCGACACCUGCUUGAAAUCAAUAGUGGUGCUGUUUGACAACGACAAGAAAAAUCCUCUGCUCAUUAAACCUGACGGCACGGUACAACACAAUGCUGAAGUCCCACUUCCUUACAAGACUGCUGGCUUCACGGUGUUCAGGCCAUCAUCGUUUUACAUCAUGCUCCAGACCUCCUUCGGGCUGCAGGUGCAGGUACAGCUGGUGCCCAUUAUGCAAGUGUACAUCACUGUGGAUCAAAGCUUCCAGGGCAAGACUUGUGGUCUUUGUGGAAAUUUUAACAAAGUGCUGUCUGAUGACCUGAAGACCCCUCAGGGACUGGUGGAGGGUACAGCAGUUUCCUUUGCAAACACCUGGAAGGCCCAAUCUAACUGCCCUGACCGUACUGAGAGAAUGGACGAUCCCUGUUCCUACAGCACUGACAGCAAGCACUUUGCUGAGCAUUGGUGUUCCAAGAUGAAGGACAAGGAGAGCCCCUUUGCCAAAUGUCACUCUACUGUCAAUCCAGAAAGCUACUACAAAAGAUGCAAAUACUCCAGCUGUACAUGUGAAAAGAGUGAAGACUGUUUGUGUGCGGUAUUCUCCUCAUACGCCCGGGCCUGUGCAGCUAAAGGAAUAUUUCUCCAAGGCUGGCGGCAAACAGUGUGCGAGAAGUACACAGAGAACUGCCCGGCAUCACAGAACUACUCCUAUCAGCUGCAGAGCUGCCAGCAUACCUGUAUUUCUCUCAGCUCUGAGCGCCAAGGCUGCAAUGUUGACUUUGUACCUGUGGACGGAUGUGCAUGUCCAGAUGGACUCUACCAGGAUGAGAGUGGACUGUGUGUACCUAUGGAAAAAUGCCCUUGUUACCACAAUGGGCAGAAAAUCCAUCCCGGCCAGUCUGUUAGCCUUAAGGAUGAACACUGUGUUUGCAUGAAUGGAAAGUUCCACUGUCGAUCCUCGAGAGCCCGUUUUCUAGAAUGUCCCCAUCCAAAGGUUUUCUUCAACUGCAGUACAGCAGGCCCAGAUGAACAUGGACUGGACUGUGCUCGCACUUGUUUGCAACAGGAAGUUGAUUGUUUCUCGCUGGACUGUGAAUCUGGGUGCCAGUGUCCUACAGGUCUACUGGACGAUGGCAAAGGAUACUGUGACAAGUGUGGAAAUAAAACGGGUCAUUUUCAUGUGAUCACUGAGAAUAUUCCUUGUGGAACAACAGGAACCACAUGUUCAAAGGCUGUUGGGAUCCUUUUGGGGAGAACUAAACUGGAACUUUCUGAAGGCAUUGUAAGAGUAUCUGAUACUGGAAGUGGUCCACUGAUCAAGUACAAUAAAAGAAACGUUGGUAUGUACCUUGUUAUUGAUGCUGUCAUCGGAAUGACGGUUUUGUGGGACCGUAAAACAACUGUCCGCAUCAUUCUGCAACCUCAGCACAUGGGAGAAGUUUGUGGCCUGUGUGGAAAUUUCAAUGGAAAUGGAAAAGAUGACUUUACCACUCAAGGCAACUUGCAAACCUCAAAUAUAAUGGAGUUCGUGGACAGCUGGAAAGUGUUAAGCACAUGCCCUGAUGCAGAACCAGACUUUGAUCCUUGCUUUCAGACCCCUAAUCGACACACAUGGGCAAAAAUACAAUGUAGCAUCAUAAUGUCAGAUACUUUCAAAGUCUGCCGCAGCAUGGUGGAUCCAGGCCAUUUCUAUGAUAACUGUGUGAAGGACUCCUGUGCAUGUGACACAGGUGGAGACUGUGAGUGCUUCUGCACAGCUGUGGCAGCUUACGCUCAAGCAUGCAAUGAUAAAGAGGUCUGUGUGGACUGGAGAACACCUGAGAUCUGCCCUGUGUACUGUGACUACUACAAUAAACCAGGUGAAUGCAUAUGGCAUUACAGUCCUUGUCAUCCACCUUCGUACAAAACCUGUCUCAACCCUGAGGGUAUCCACAAUAACACUUUACCAAACCUGGAGGGUUGUUAUCCAGAAUGUCCAGGGGACAAGCCUGUAUUUGAUGAAAAAAAUCAGAUCUGUGUGGAGAUAUGUAAUCACACAUGCAAUGAUAAUGGGAACGAGUAUGAACCUGGAGAGGAGAUCCCAACUGACAAGCCCUGUAAUAUGUGCACUACACCACAAUCUACCACAUCAGAACAAACAUCAGAACCUCCCACCACUUCCACAUCUUCACCUACACCAACAGUAAUUACUACAACAACAACAGAAAAACCUACUCCAUCGACACCAACAGGAAGUACCCCAACAACUAAAUCAACAACAACGGUAGAAUCUACCACAUCACCACAAACACCUGAACCACCCACCAGUUCCACAUCUUCACCUACACCAACAGUAAUUACUACAACAACAGAAAAACCUACUCCAUCGACACCAACAGGAAGUACCCCAACAACUAAAUCAACAACAACGGUAGAAUCUACCACAUCACCACAAACACCUGAACCACCCACCAGUUCCACAUCUUCACCUACACCAACAGUAAUUACUACAACAACAGAAAAACCUACUCCAUUGACACCAACAGGAAGUACCCCAACAACUAAAUCAACAACAACGGUAGAAUCUACCACAUCACCACAAACACCUGAACCACCCACCAGUUCCACAUCUUCACCUACACCAACAGUAAUUACUACAACAACAGAAAAACCUACUCCAUCGACACCAACAGGAAGUACCCCAACAACUAAAUUGACUGAAUCAACAACAACGGUAGAAUCUACAACAUCACCACAAACACCUGAACCACCCACCAGUUCCACAUCUUCACCUACACCAACAGCAAUUACUACAACAACAGAAAAACCUACUCCAUCGACACCAACAGGAAGUACCCCAACAACUAAAUUGACUGAAUCAACAACAACGGUAAAAUCUACAACAUCACCACAAACACCUGAACCACCCACCAGUUCCACAUCUUCACCUACACCAACAGCAAUUACUACAACAACAGAAAAACCUACUCCAUCGACACCAACAGGAAGUACCCCAACAACUAAAUUGACUGAAUCAACAACAACGGUAGAAUCUACAACAUCACCACAAACACCUGAACCACCCACCAGUUCCACAUCUUCACCUACACCAACAGCAAUUACUACAACAACAGAAAAACCUACUCCAUCGACACCAACAGGAAGUACCCCAACAACUAAAUUGACUGAAUCAACAACAACGGUAGAAUCUACCACAUCACCACAAACACCAGAACCAGCCACCAGUUCCACAUCUUCACCUACACCAACAGCAAUUACUACAACAACAGAAAAACCUACUCCAUCAACACCAACAGGAAGUACCCCAACAACUAAAUUGACUGAAUCAACAACAACAGUAGAAUCUACCACAUCACCACAAACACCUGAACCACCCACCAGUUCCACAUCUUCACCUACACCAACAGUAAUUACUACAACAACAGAAAAACCUACUCAAUCGACACCAACAGGAAGUACCCCAACAACUAAAUCAACAACAACGGUAGAAUCUACCACAUCACCACAAACACCUGAACCACCCACCAGUUUCACAUCUUCACCUACACCAACAGUAAUUACUACAACAACAGAAAAACCUACUCCAUCGACACCAACAGGAAGUACCCCAACAACUAAAUUGACUGAAUCAACAACAACGGUAGAAUCUACAACAUCACCACAAACACCUGAACCACCCACCAGUUCCACAUCUUCACCUACACCAACAGUAAUUACUACAACAACAGAAAAACCUACUCCAUCGACACCAACAGGAAGUACCCCAACAACUAAAUUGACUGAAUCAACAACAACGGUAGAACCUACCACAUCACCACAAACACCUGAACCACCCACCAGUUCCACAUCUUCACCUACACCAACAGUAAUUACUACAACAACAGAAAAACCUACUCCAUCAACACCAACAGGAAGUACCCCAACAACUAAAUCAACAACAACGGUAGAAUCUACCACAUCACCACAAACACCUGAACCACCCACCAGUUCCACAUCUUCACCUACACCAACAGUAAUUACUACAACAUCAGAAAAACCUACUCCAUCGACACCAACAGGAAGUACCCCAACAACUAAAUUGACUGAAUCAACAACAACGGUAGAAACACCAACAGUAAUUACUACAACAACAGAAAAACCUACUCCAUCGACACCAACAGGAAGUACCCCAACAACUAAAUUGACUGAAUCAACAACAACGGUAGAAUCUACAACAUCACCACAAACACCUGAACCACCCACCAGUUCCACAUCUUCACCUACACCAACAGUAAUUACUACAACAACAGAAAAACCUACUCCAUCGACACCAACAGGAAGUACCCCAACAACUAAAUUGACUGAAUCAACAACAACGGUAGAAUCUACAACAUCACCACAAACACCUGAACCACCCACCAGUUCCACAUCUUCACCUACACCAACAGUAAUUACUACAACAACAGAAAAACCUACUCCAUCGACACCAACAGGAAGUACCCCAACAACUAAAUUGACUGAAUCAACAACAACGGUAGAAUCUACAACAUCACCACAAACACCUGAACCACCCACCAGUUCCACAUCUUCACCUACACCAACAGCAAUUACUACAACAACAGAAAAACCUACUCCAUCGACACCAACAGGAAGUACCCCAACAACUAAAUUGACUGAAUCAACAACAACGGUAGAAUCUACCACAUCACCACAAACACCAGAACCAGCCACCAGUUCCACAUCUUCACCUACACCAACAGCAAUUACUACAACAACAGAAAAACCUACUCAAUCAACACCAACAGGAAGUACCCCAACAACUAAAUUGACUGAAUCAACAACAACAGUAGAAUCUACCACAUCACCACAAACACCCGAACCACCCACCAGUUCCACAUCUUCACCUACACCAACAGUAAUUACUACAACAACAGAAAAACCUACUCCAUCAACACCAACAGGAAGUACCCCAACAACUAAAUCAACAACAACGGUAGAAUCUACCACAUCACCACAAACACCUGAACCACCCACCAGUUUCACAUCUUCACCUACACCAACAGUAAUUACUACAACAACAGAAAAACCUACUCCAUCGACACCAACAGGAAGUACCCCAACAACUAAAUUGACUGAAUCAACAACAACGGUAGAAUCUACCACAUCACCACAAACACCCGAACCACCCACCAGUUCCACAUCUUCACCUACACCAACAGUAAUUACUACAACAACAGAAAAACCUACUCCAUCGACACCAACAGGAAGUACCCCAACAACUAAAUUGACUGAAUCAACAACAACGGUAGAACCUACCACAUCACCACAAACACCUGAACCACCCACCAGUUCCACAUCUUCACCUACACCAACAGUAAUUACUACAACAACAGAAAAACCUACUCCAUCAACACCAACAGGAAGUACCCCAACAACUAAAUCAACAACAACGGUAGAAUCUACCACAUCACCACAAACACCUGAACCACCCACCAGUUCCACAUCUUCACCUACACCAACAGUAAUUACUACAACAUCAGAAAAACCUACUCCAUCGACACCAACAGGAAGUACCCCAACAACUAAAUUGACUGAAUCAACAACAACGGUAGAACCUACCACAUCACCACAAACACCGAACCACCCACCAGCCACAUCUUCACCUACACCAACAGUAAUUACUACAACAACAGAAAAACCUACUCCAUCGACACCAACAGGAAGUACCCCAACAACUAAAUUGACUGAAUCAACAACAACGGUAGAAUCUACAACAUCACCACAAACACCUGAACCACCCACCAGUUCCACAUCUUCACCUACACCAACAGUAAUUACUACAACAACAGAAAAACCUACUCCAUCGACACCAACAGGAAGUACCCCAACAACUAAAUUGACUGAAUCAACAACAACGGUAGAACCUACCACAUCACCACAAACACCUGAACCACCCACCAGUUCCACAUCUUCACCUACACCAACAGUAAUUACUACAACAACAGAAAAACCUACUCCAUCAACACCAACAGGAAGUACCCCAACAACUAAACUGACUGAAUCAACAACAACGGUAGAACCUACCACAUCACCACAAACACCCGAACCACCCACCAGUUCCACAUCUUCACCUACACCAACAGUAAUUACUACAACAACAGAAAAACCUACUCCAUCGACACCAACAGGAAGUACCCCAACAACUAAAUUGACUGAAUCAACAACAACGGUAGAACCUACCACAUCACCACAAACACCUGAACCACCCACCAGUUCCACAUCUUCACCUACACCAACAGUAAUUACUACAACAACAGAAAAACCUACUCCAUCGACACCAACAGGAAGUACCCCAACAACUAAAUUGACUGAAUCAACAACAACGGUAGAAUCUACAACAUCACCACAAACACCCGAACCACCCACCAGUUCCACAUCUUCACCUACACCAACAGUAAUUACUACAACAACAGAAAAACCUACUCCAUCAACACCAACAGGAAGUACCCCAACAACUAAAUUGACUGAAUCAACAACAACGGUAGAACCUACCACAUCACCACAAACACCCGAACCACCCACCAGUUCCACAUCUUCACCUACACCAACAGUAAUUACUACAACAACAGAAAAACCUACUCCAUCGACACCAACAGGAAGUACCCCAACAACUAAAUUGACUGAAUCAACAACAACGGUAGAAUCUACCACAUCACCACAAACACCUGAACCACCCACCAGUUCCACAUCUUCACCUACACCAACAGUAAUUACUACAACAACAGAAAAACCUACUCCAUCGACACCAACAGGAAGUACCCCAACAACUAAAUUGACUGAAUCAACAACAACGGUAGAACCUACCACA
Messenger RNA from Xyrauchen texanus (razorback sucker), 8145 nucleotides. RefSeq names its product mucin-2-like. Lineage: Eukaryota; Metazoa; Chordata; Actinopteri; Cypriniformes; Catostomidae. Gene Ontology annotation, molecular function: protein binding. The record is from RefSeq and is a predicted model, not a curated record. Gene Ontology annotation, cellular component: extracellular matrix.